UGUAAUUAUUCUCGUUGAAUGUUUAAUUAUGGGCAAUCGUGAAAUAUUGGAUUGCUGCCGGGGGCUUUAUUUUCGAAGUAUGAAAUGACGAAGGCCCCAUUGAUUGUGAGAGAGCAAGAUGAGUUGCGGAUUGAUCCAAGGCUCGUUUUGAAUAAUAAGAAAGAGUGAAAUAAUGGAUAAGUUUAGUUGUCUCGAAUUACAAGAGAUGAACAAAUGCCUCAAACGCUAGAUGACCAUUGGGCACAUUUUAAAAUGUUUGUUUCGAUUAAGAAUUCUGUUACAUAUCUUUCAUGGGAUACUUAAAACGACACAUCUUGGCCAAAAUUGUUCUAAUAAUUAACUAUUACCAAGACGUGUAGACAAAACUAAUUAGGUGGGAUGCACUCGAGCAAAGAAAACAAUUAUGCUUCUAACUCGGUGUAUGUCAAGACCACGCAUGUGGUUACGCAUUUACGCUAAGACCAAUUAAAGUUCAACAAUAAAAGUUUGAGCACAUCAUGGCUUGUCACACAAUUUAUCCAAAAUUUGUGUAAGCUAAACAUAAGUUGAUAAAAACGAAAGUGCUAAAAUCACAAGACUCGGGGAUGUCUCAUACCUUCCUCCAGGUCAACAAAAUUCCGUAUUUGGUCUUUUGGGUUCGCAGUACAAAAAUAAUGAGUCAUUUUCUUUUUGAUGAGGGAUUCAGGGUUUCAAAAAUAAUUGAUUCAGGGAACACCAUAACUUAGUUUCAAGUGACGAUUUUGUGGAAUAGAAAUCUCUAUUCAAAACCGUCACUUCAAUGCCUGUGGUUUCUUAAGGGUUUUUCUUUGUUUCGUGGGUUUGGUGGUCUCGUCUCUACUGAAGGCCACUCAGCUCCCAGGAACUUUUUAACAUCGUCAGCUCUUUUUUUUUUAGUCGUCAAGCAGCUAAGAGAUCUAUCUUAUUCUUAAGCAAAAAGGGUUUCAACUCCUUGUGCUUAUAGGGCUGGUUCAGCCCUCUUAUAUUCCAAAAACAGAAGGCUCUGAGGGCUGCUCAGGACCCUUUUAUUCUGCAUACUCAUCCACAAACACCAGUAAACUGAGGUCAGGUCAGUAUGUUCAUCAGCCGUGAAGGUUAUCUCACCCUGGAGUCUCAGCUGCCAUUUGUCCUUGCUUCUGUCUUGUAUCUGUGCUCAGGAACUUAUCCCGUAAUAUAGCUUGUGAAUCAGAAGGCUUUGCCAGAGUAAAGAAGACAAUUGUUGGACGGUUGAAGGCAGAGGGCUGAGGGAGUACAGAGAGAGAGAGAGAGGGAGAUGGAAAAUGGAGGGGAUAGUUUGGUGCCUAAACUUGCGGGAUGGAAUUUGAAUGAUUCAAAUAAUCCCAAGAACAAUGAUGGGUUGUUUCAGGUUCUGAAAGCAGUCGAAGCCGCUGAAGCCACCAUUAAGCAACAGGUUGAUGAGAAUAAUCGAUUAAGAACAGAACUUCAAAAGAAGAUUCUAGAAGUUGAAAAAUAUAGAUCAGGAGAGCUGAAAGGUCAAACUCCUCAUUCAGUUGGUCAAUUGGAUCAUCUAAAUGAGGCUGAUGGAGCACAUCCAUCAACCUUGGGUUUUGAAAGUCAACUUCCUGAACUUAGAAACAUGGAUAGUAUAGGACGUAAUUUGUCUAGUAAUCUGUUGCUUGCAAAAGAUCCCAGGCAAAAUGAUUUAGACUUGACUCUGCCAAAUCAGGGAGAGAGCCAAACCGAAUAUAGCAAAGUGAAUGGUACAUUGAGAGCAAUACCUGGUGGCCUGACAACAACUGAUAAUUCUGGUGUUUCUCAUUUCUCAUCACCUUCGGCAUCAUUUUCACCCAACAGGUAUCAAAUAGAAGGAGAAUAUGACAGACAGCUCAAUUUAUCUGGACAAGGUUUGAUGCCAGUGGCCGAAGUUAACAGCAGUGUGAAGAAGGAUCUUGUUUUGAAGAUCCAGGAGCAUGAACAGGAGGUUGUACAAAUGAGGAAAUAUCUCUCUGAAUAUUCUAUCAAGGAAGCACAAAUUCGCAAUGAGAAAUAUGUUCUGGAAAAGCGAAUUGCUUAUAUGCGCAUGGCAUUUGAUCAGCAGCAACAAGAUCUUGUUGAUGCUGCCUCUAAAGCGAUAUCAUACAGACAAGACAUAAUUGAGGAAAAUAUACGCCUUACAUAUGCACUGCAGGCUGCACAGCAAGAAAGAUCAACAUUUGUAUCAUCUUUGCUGCCACUUCUUUCAGAGUACUCACUUCAGCCACCUGUAGCUGAUGCACAGUCAAUUGUCAGCAAUGUCAAGGUUUUGUUUAGACAUUUACAAGAGAAGCUUUUUGUUACUGAGGCCAAGUUGAAGGAGUCUCAGUACCAAAUGGCACCUUGGCGAUCAGAUAUGAACCUGUCAAAUUUUGCUCAUUCACCUCCUCAGUCUGCUGGGAUUAAAGAAGGUCUUGAACUAGUACCUCAACAAGCCUAUUCCAGUGAAAAGGCUCCUCUUUCGUCAGAUCCUCGGACUACAACAGACUGGGAUCCCUUGAGCAAUCCUCAGAGUGGUCUAAACCGUGAUGCAGAAAGAAAUCCGGAGACUGAUGACUUGGGGAGGUAUUCACCUCUUACAAGCAGGAACACUACAGUGCAAGUUAUACCAGCACAACUUGCAGUAAGCCAGGGUUAUACGCAUUCCAAGCCUAAAAGUGAAGAAACAUCUAGUAAGCAAGUUACUUUUAGUGAUCUCAUCAGCAGCAAUGAGAUGGAUGAUUCUGACAUGGAAAGACAUCAAAAUGAUAGAGAGCCUUCAGUUAAUUGGGCUAAUAAAAGCUCAGCAUACACAUCACAGCUAGAUGAACCAGGCUCAUCAUACUCUCCAUACCUUCCACCAGUUCUUGAGGAACCUUCAUCGUCCUAUUCAGAAGUAGCAGAUGAAGAGGCACUACCUGCAAUAGAGGGUCUCCAAAUUUCUGGUGAUGCUUAUCCUGGACAGGGACUCCAAGCCUGUGGCUACUCUAUUAAUGGAACAACCAGUUGCAAUUUUGAGUGGGUUCGCCAUUUGGAAGAUGGAUCUUUUAACUAUAUAGAGGGGGCAAAGCAACCAACUUACCUUGUGACUGCUGACGAUGUUGAUACUUACCUUGCUAUUGAAGUUCAGCCAUUGGACAACCGAAAACGGAAGGGUGAACUCGUGAAGGUCUUUGCAAAUGAGCAUAGGAAGAUAACUUGUGAUCCUGUAAUGCAUAGUUGCAUUGAGAAAACCCUUUAUAGUGGUCAUGCUUCAUAUAAAGUUUCAUUGUCGACGCGAUAUCUUGAUAUAUGGGAGUCUGCUACCUUGGCUAUCAAGAGGGAUGGUUAUAGCAUCAAGGUUAAUGGGCCUGGUGGUGUUCUCGUCAAUGAGAAGUUUUCUCAAUCUACAAUUGUUACUAUUCCAUAUGGAAGUCCUACAGAAUUUUCGAUCUUUGAUAGUCGGGGAGUUGAGCAUCUUUUGAAGGCUGAGAAUGAUCAAGGAGACAUUAACUGUUCAAGGGAUACAAUUGUCCUCACCAUGAGACUAUUUAUUAUAAGGGCUGGUGAGAAGAAAAAAGGAAGGAGGAGAGGUUUGUUUUUCAACAAGUGAAAAGCUAGUCAGCCUUCCAAAACAUAUUUAUUAGUACACUUGUGUAUUCUUCUGUGAGUAGUUGAGCUUUUAGAUCUGUAUUUCUUUUUGGUUACCAGUUCUGUUACAUAUUGUUAGUUCGUUCAGGUUAUCAUUGGCCUCAAUUUCUCUUUUUCGUAAAUUUUCUUUGAUAUCAAAAUGCAGUAUAGCCUUUUUGUCUA
Molecule: messenger RNA, 3762 nt
Organism: Solanum pennellii
Lineage: Eukaryota; Viridiplantae; Streptophyta; Magnoliopsida; Solanales; Solanaceae
Exons: 22
Coding region: 1271-3562 (763 amino acids)
Cellular component (GO): plasma membrane
Source: RefSeq, a predicted model, not a curated record